AUGUCUCACGGACGAAGAGCCGAUGCUGCUCAUUCUCCGGCAAAUGCUGGAGGAGCAGCGACAAGCGCGGCGAGAGAUGCAGGCGAUAGCAUUGCUCCACAGCAGCUACAACAACAGCAACCGCAGCAGCAACAGCAACCGCAACAACAACCGCAGCAGCAACCGCAACAGCAACCGCAGCAGCAAUCGCAACAGCAACCGCAGCAACAGCCGCAGUCGCAGUCGCAGCCGCAAUCGCAGCCGCAGUCGCAGUCGCAGCCGCAAUCGCAGCCGCAGUCGCAGCCGCAGUCGCAGCCGCAGUCGCAGCCGCAGUCGCAGCCGCAGUUGUACAAUGAAAAUAUAGACGAGAAGCCGGGCGAGCGAGGGCUCGAUGGUAUAACCAAAGAGGAGGGCAUUUUUAUGGCCGUGGUCGCGGACGCGGCAGUCACGGUGGCCGCGGUGGUCGCGGUGGCCGCGGUGGUCGCAGUGGCCGCCAUAUAA
Molecule: messenger RNA, 480 nt
Organism: Nylanderia fulva
Lineage: Eukaryota; Metazoa; Arthropoda; Insecta; Hymenoptera; Formicidae
Source: RefSeq, a predicted model, not a curated record